GAAACUCCAAUUAAUUUAACCGGGGCGAUUCAUUCAAGCACUUUAGAUAAUACUACUACUUUAGAUAAUUAUUUUCUUUAUUAAUUUACUACGUGUUUGUUGCUUUUUUCAAAUGCGUGAGGUAAGACUAAUCUUAUCACCGUGUCUUCAACCGAUUGCUGUUGCCUAAUACAUAAAAGAUAGUCAAAUGAUAUAUAUGGAUAUCAAUGCUGAAAAGAAAUAUUUUUCCGAAGCACUAGGCUUUUUUUACGAGACGCAAUGGCUUCAUAAUUCUCCAGUAACUGAAAUAUUAACUAAAGCGUCUUUAGAUGCAAUCCCCAAAGAAUGGAUGAGCCAUUUACAAAUUUUAGAAAAUGAGGAACUUAAUAAUUUUGUAGUGAAAAAAACAAUAAAGAUUGACUGGCCUGAUUCUUUAAAAACAUAUGUUGCAAGAUGUAAGAGAAUCAAUAGACUGCCACCUGUACCUGCAUCGUUAUCUUCCGUAGAACUACCGCAAAAUUUUAAGAUAGGUCUUAGUCAAAAGAAACAACACGAGAUAAUGCAUUUGGCUCAUUUAGUGGGUGUACAAUGUAAGCGGCAUGACAUACGAACGAUCAUUGAUUUGGGUGCGGGUUUGGGAUAUGUAUGUCAAAUGUUACAUUAUUUGCACGGCUAUCGAGUCCUGGGAUUGGAAAAAGACAAAGAAAAUAUUAGCAGAGCUUUUACUAGACAGAAAAAAUUUUAUCCCGAUUCUUUGACUAAAGUUAAAUACGCCCAUUGCGACGUAACGUGUGAUUCGGCCGACGCAAUAGAAUCCAUUCUGCGGAAAGAGUUUCCCGACGUUGCAGACGUAUGUCUGAUCGGCCUGCACGCCUGCGGGGAUCUUAGUACAAAUGCAUCAAGAAUCUUCUGCAAAAUGAAAUCUGCUAAACUGUUCAUUUUGAUUUCCUGUUGUUAUCACAAACUCUCGAUUUCCAAACGUGUACAAACUCCCGUGCAGGAAGAACAAUACUUUGACAAUUUCCCUACAUCCAACCGUCUGCGAGAAACAGUUGCGGCAUAUAAUUUUGAUAUAGGACAAUUCUUAAGAAUACCUUUUUUGCGAUUAGCGUGUCAAGAAUCGGCGGACAAGUGGCACGGAAUGUCCCGAGAGAAGCACGACGACCAUUCCUUUCACGUUCUCGCUAGAGCCGUCCUCGAAUUAUAUUCACGACAAAACAAUUACGUUCUCAAAAAGAACGUUCGGAAAGGCACGAGAAAGUCGCAAUGCUUGAAUUUUCAAACUUACGUCAAAGAUUCGUUACUAAGAUACGAUUUCAUACCAGAUACAGACGAAACAGACAGUGUAAUCACACAUGAUAAAAUGGAGAAGGGUAUAACGCGAGUAUGGGAGGAACAGAGUAGAAGCUUGAAAGCCGUAGAAAUCUACACUGGAUUGCAAAUGAUGUUACAACUUCCGGCGGAGUCACUGAUUCUACAGGAUCGAUUAUGCUGGUUACACGAACAAGGUUUGGAGGCUGUCAUUGUGCCAGUGAUGAACAAGUGUAUUUCUCCUCGCUCCUACGCAAUCGUGUCCCACAAACGCUAAAAAUUAUGAUAGUUUUAUAAAUGUGGAGUAUAAUUUAAACCAGUUUCAAAACUAUAGAAUUUUUGUGGCCAAAUAAUGUAAUUUAUAACAAAUUGAGAACAUAAUUAAAAUAGUUUUUUAUCAAGAGAUGAUAUUCUCGAUAAUAUU
This is a messenger RNA of Temnothorax curvispinosus, 1714 nucleotides long. RefSeq names its product protein RRNAD1-like. The transcript has 6 exons. Bases 188 to 1567 code for a protein of 459 amino acids. Lineage: Eukaryota; Metazoa; Arthropoda; Insecta; Hymenoptera; Formicidae. The record is from RefSeq and is a predicted model, not a curated record.